GGAUAGAAGAAUUAUGUUUUUAUGAUUACCUACCUACCCAGAUACUGCCCAGGUGAGUACUUGGUAUGUAAUUAUGUACCUAGGUUUCUACUACGUAAGUGCAUAUGUUGGUUUCGUGCAAGUUUAGCUUGGUACGACUUGCUUAAUUCAAGUACUUAUGUACUUAUGUAUGCUCACCUACAAGAUCAGGUAAAUUGCUACUCUCCUAAGGUAAAAUGUACGGUCGAGUUUAGGUUGUACAUAAAUGGGGCAUCACGUGUCACUUGCCGGCAGGUCUUCUGCUGUGUUGCCCGGCAGCUCAGUAGCUCAGUUUUGGGUUUCCGUUAGCGUCGAGUCGAACGUACCUACUUUAGGGUGAAUGUCUCAAUCAAAGGAAAUAGCAACAGAGGUCAUUGUGCGAGGGUGGGCAAAUAAGCUAUUCCUCGCCUUCACAAUGACGUAGUAAUCACGCGUUUUGGACUCCCAACUUCUUUCGUUCUUACUUUCGUGUCACCGAUUUUCUUCCUUUACCAUGUUACCUCCAUCGACAUCAAACACAUCGAAACACGCCAUAACCAAAGCCAAAGCCGCGGACCCCAAAUAUGGGCAAUCAUUCGAUCCCUGGAACUCGUCAGCUACCGGCCACCAGCGCGCCGACAACCACCUGGGGAGAAGUACAGGAUGGCGCCAGUCCCGGAACUUAAAGCUUACGAGCCAAUUCAAAGGGGGGCCGGGUGGCGGGCAACGAGUAUCGGACACAGUCGGCGCCGGGUCGAAAGACUGGGAUCCUAAGUUGAAGGCUCUCGUCACGCCUGAACUACGGGCACGCGCCAAAGUAUCUGUCGCAGACAUGCUGGUGAAGCCGGGGACUAUGGGGAGGAGCAUGUCACCAUCUACUUCGAUGAUAGAGAACACGAGCCAAAGGGAGGAAUUUGGAAAUCGUGGGGACUUGACUACCGAAGAGAAGCUUACGACCCGGCGGAAAGACGAAGACGAAACUCGACAGGCUGGAAAAAUGCAAUCGAGAGGAGCAAUUUUCGAUGGCGUCGUAGUCUACAUCAAUGGCAGCACUCAUCCUUUGAUCUCAGAUCAUAAGCUGAAGUAUGUGCUUGCGGAACACGGCGCUAAAACUUCCAUCAACCUAGGACGACGGCAGGUAACCCAUGUGAUUAUAGGCCGAUCGGCCGGCGAAUCAGGUGCCGGUGGAGGUCUGGCGGGAGGAAAAUUACAGAAAGAAAUUCAGAAAGUCGGUGGCCGCGGAGUGAAGUUUGUGGGCGCGGAAUGGGUUAUCGAAAGCAUCAAAGCUGGUAAACGACUUCCGGAGGCCAAAUUCAGUAAUUUAAAAAUCGCCUCCAAAGGUCAGCAGAGCGUAUACGGCUUAUAUUCUAAACCAAACGCUACCGCGGAGUCGUCCAGUACCCAAUAGGCAGGUUUGGGGCCGUUAGGCGUAAGAGUUCAUGAUGUUUCUAGCAUACGACAUGGUCAACGGGCUGAACGGGUUGCAUUUAAGGUUUGCGGCAUUGCAUUAUGAAAUACAUGCGGGUGGGUGGUUACUUUGCAUGAUACAUCGGCAUCAAGCAUUAAUUGCAUAGGUUGGUCGGUUCUGGGUGCGCCACCAGGCGUUUUUGGUUUGUGUACUUCGUGUGAUCAAAAAUUAAUACCUACCGCUUUUAUUUGGUGCAAAUCAUGUAGAUCGCGCUGUAGGAUGUUUUCCGUAUCAGGAUUCCAUUAUACGCAUCUAUGAAUAGCAUAAGCC
This is a messenger RNA of Annulohypoxylon truncatum, 1735 nucleotides long. RefSeq lists its product as uncharacterized. Gene Ontology annotation, molecular function: DNA-directed DNA polymerase activity; deoxycytidyl transferase activity. Gene Ontology annotation, cellular component: nucleus. The record is from RefSeq and is a predicted model, not a curated record. Lineage: Eukaryota; Fungi; Ascomycota; Sordariomycetes; Xylariales; Hypoxylaceae. Gene Ontology annotation, biological process: error-prone translesion synthesis; error-free translesion synthesis. Bases 512 to 1405 code for a protein of 297 amino acids. The transcript has a single exon.